CAUCCACCCGCCAUGUUUAAACAGCGUGUUCAUUUACUAGUAACUUCUCACCGACGCACCGACAGAAAGAGACAGAACCUCUAUUGAAUCCCAGCUUCAAUCCUAUUCACACAAACGGCUCAAUCCUCACGUCACCAUCAAACAUGGCUGAAAAUGGGAGCUUGAGAAUGGACACGCCCACCAACAUCUCAUUGGUCAGCCCCGGGGACCCUGUCUACCAAUCCCUGGAGUAUAAGACGGUGUCCGUCUUCCUGGUGCUGCUGGUCUGUGGUGUGGGAAUCGUGGGCAACGUCAUGGUGGUCUUGGUCGUCCUUACGACGCGCCACAUGCGCACGCCCACCAACUGCUACCUGGUGAGCCUGGCGGUGGCCGACCUGACGGUGCUGGUGGCAGCCGGACUGCCCAACGUCUCCGACAGCCUGACGGGCACCUGGGUGUUUGGCCACGCGGGCUGCCUGGGCAUCACCUACCUGCAGUACCUGGGCAUCAACGUGUCCUCCUGCUCCAUCACUGCUUUCACCGUGGAGAGGUACAUCGCCAUAUGCCACCCCAUGAGGGCUCAGACGGUGUGCACGGUGUCCCGGGCCAAGCGCAUCAUCGCGGGAGUGUGGUCGUUCACCUGCGUGUACUGCAUGCUGUGGUUCUUCCUGGUGGACAUCCACGUGGGGCGUGACGGCACGGUGCAGUGCGGCUACAAGGUCUCACGCAGCCUCUACCUGCCCGUCUACCUCAUCGACUUUGCCAUCUUCUACGUGGUGCCCCUCCUCGUCGCCAUCGUGCUGUAUGGCCUCAUCGCCCACAUCCUGUACCUCAGCCCGCUGCCUAACUGCCCCGAGGCGGCGGGGGGCGCGGCGAACGCCACCACGCUGCGCCGCAGCUGCUGCCGCGAGCCCCCGGAGAAGGGGAGUCGGCAGGGCCGGCCCAAGAGUGCACUGUCGUCCAGGAAACAGGUGACUAAAAUGUUAGCGGUGGUUGUGAUCCUUUUCGCCCUCCUCUGGAUGCCCUACCGGACGCUGGUUCUGAUCAACUCCUUCGUGGCCACGCCCUACCUGGAUGCCUGGUUCCUGCUGUUCUGUAGGACCUGCAUCUACGCCAACAGCGCCAUCAACCCUGUGGUCUACAACCUCAUGUCCCAAAAGUUCCGCUCCGCCUUCCGCGGGCUGUACCGGUGCCAGAGGCAGGACGGCCCCUUGCGGAGGAUGUCCUUGGUGCUGACCAGCAACAGCACCGUCAGGGACCCCAGGACGCCCCAGAAGACCAGCAACGGAACCAGUGGGAAGGCCCGCCGCGUUACCAUGAAUUCGACUUGUUGUUCCGGUGACCUUGUGGCCUCCUCAGCCAAUGACAAGAGAGACAGAGAUCCGAUCGACGUCUUAACUGCCAGUGGUAAAAAAGAUCUAGAGUCUACUGAAAACUCAGUAGCCAGUGAAAAAUGUUUGGAUUGUAUUGACACCUCCUUAGCCAAAUUAGCCAAUGAUACGAGAAGUAUUGAUUCUAUGGAAACUUCAUUUGCCAAUCCAUCAAGAGGUAUGGCUUCUGUGGACUCCUCCUUAGCCAAUGACACAAGAGGUAUUGAUGCUUUGGAAACUUCCUUAGCCAAUGACAUGAGGGGUAUUAGAUCUACAGACAUCUCCAUAGCCAGUGAUAAAAGGAAUAUAGAUUCCGACGGCAUCCUCUCAGCCAAUGACAAGGAAGAGUUCAAUCCUGAAGACAUCUACCAAGAGUCAAAAACAAGGGGGGAGGACCCUUAUUCUGAAGAGGACAGUGAUAACUGUCUUCAUGAUGAGCCCAAAGCCCUUCCCAGGAAGACAGAGAGGUGUGGGGAGGGGCUGAGCCAUACUGUCAUAUAGGGCCUGUUACCAUCCAGAGAGUCUCAUGAUGCAGCUGUCCACUCACAGUCCAGGAUGACACAGCCGUCUGGGACAGAUGAACACAGCCCUCUUCUUAACUACACCCCUUCAACACCUUCUGUGGUUGGUUUAUCAUCCACAUAAUUUUUUCGUUUAUUUAUCCACAAAGUGCCAUUGUGUGACUGCCCUUACAUGU
Messenger RNA from Hypomesus transpacificus, 2046 nucleotides. RefSeq names its product thyrotropin releasing hormone receptor 2 (gene trhr2). Gene Ontology annotation, biological process: phospholipase C-activating G protein-coupled receptor signaling pathway. The transcript is spliced from 3 exons. Gene Ontology annotation, cellular component: membrane. The coding region runs from base 144 to 1850 and encodes 568 amino acids. Gene Ontology annotation, molecular function: thyrotropin-releasing hormone receptor activity. The record is from RefSeq and is a predicted model, not a curated record. Lineage: Eukaryota; Metazoa; Chordata; Actinopteri; Osmeriformes; Osmeridae.